AUGUUUAAACUCCACGUAAUUGUGAUCUUCGUGCUUAUAGCUGGAUGUGUCCAAGUCCACGGAUGCGGGGAUUUCUGCUUCUCGAAGAUGGAGGGCAUUAUAGAUUACAUCGAGGAGAUGAAGGAAGAACUGGCCGAGCUCAGAUUUCUGAAUGCCUUUGAGAAGAUCGGAUCCGACUACUAUUACUUUAACCACUGGAAGAGGACUAACUGGACCACCGCCGAUGAAGAAUGCCGCAAGAUGAGCGCACGACUGGCGGAGAUUCGCGACGAGCGGGAGUACAACGCAAUCCUGCCCAGAUUGCAGGCCAAUAUGUAUUGGCUGGACAUCACCAAUAGGGGCCAGGGGGAUCACUGGUACUCGCUGAACACCGGGCAUCCGGCUGCCUUCUUGAAGUGGCAUCAGGGCGCGAUGGACAACAAAGGAUUUUCCGUUCACUGCGUAACCAGUUUCUACGGCGACAUGUGGGAUGAAAACUGUUCAAACUAUAACAACUUUAUUUGUAAAUUAAAAAAAUAA
Drosophila santomea is the source of this 519-nucleotide messenger RNA. RefSeq names its product accessory gland protein Acp29AB-like. Lineage: Eukaryota; Metazoa; Arthropoda; Insecta; Diptera; Drosophilidae. The record is from RefSeq and is a predicted model, not a curated record. The transcript has a single exon. The coding region runs from base 1 to 519 and encodes 172 amino acids.